Molecule: messenger RNA, 2156 nt
Organism: Ictalurus furcatus (blue catfish)
Lineage: Eukaryota; Metazoa; Chordata; Actinopteri; Siluriformes; Ictaluridae
Gene: foxf2a
Product: forkhead box F2a
Exons: 2
Coding region: 639-1814 (391 amino acids)
Biological process (GO): regulation of transcription by RNA polymerase II; animal organ morphogenesis
Cellular component (GO): nucleus
Molecular function (GO): RNA polymerase II cis-regulatory region sequence-specific DNA binding; DNA-binding transcription factor activity, RNA polymerase II-specific
Source: RefSeq, a predicted model, not a curated record
UGCAAAUCCAAACCGGUUACUCCAUGAGAAUCGUUUUUAUUAUCCCAGCCUCACUUUAUCUUUGACGCUUGUAUCCGAGAGUGGGAAAAGCGCCGGUGAUUAAUUACCGCGGUCUGGCGUGUGGCGCUGUUGACUGAAACGUCGGAGAGGUCCGUGAUGAACGGCGUGAUCGCGUGUAUCGGGCUCAUGUGCUAUGACUCUGCACAAACUCCUGCUGCUCUGAUAGAUGGACGCAGGCCAGACAGGGAGGAAGAGUGGGGUGGGUCUCUGUAGUGGGGAGAGAGAGAGAGAGAGAGAGAGAGAGAUUUACAAAUUGAUAGGUGGUCUCGUUUUGUUUGGCCGCACAGCUCAGAUGCGUGAGAGGGUUUCCUUCUCUUUAAGGAUUCAGUCAUCGCGAUGGCCACCGGGAGACCAAGCAUGAGUCGCUGCCUCGGCGACACUUAGUGCUGCUCGUGCCGUGGAUUGAAGAAAAAAAUAUCCCAGCUCGAGACUUAUCUAACUCACUUUCAGAUGCGUAAAAAUUCUCUAGCUUUCAGCGCGCGACUGAUAUAAAAAACAGUUUGGAAUCCUUAUAAUAUUAUCACUUUUUGUUUGUUUUUUUUUUUUAACUAAAUUGCUAUUUUGACACGGGCGCAGGGAUGACUACCGAAACCGUACAGCAGCAACUGGACCCUCCGCCUUCUCUGCGCUCGAGCCCCGUGCACUCCGGGCUCCAGAGCUCGCGCACGGUUCUGGAGAGCACCACUGGUGCAAACGCUUCCAAAAGCAAAAAGUCCAACUCAGGCAUGAGACGCCCCGAGAAGCCACCCUACUCCUACAUCGCCCUCAUCGUAAUGGCUAUCCAAAGCUCGCCGACCAAACGCCUGACUCUAAGCGAGAUCUACCAGUUCCUGCAGGCCCGUUUCCCGUUUUUCCGCGGCUCGUAUCAAGGCUGGAAAAACUCUGUAAGGCACAACUUAUCUCUCAACGAGUGUUUCAUCAAGCUGCCCAAGGGCCUUGGGCGGCCCGGUAAGGGUCACUACUGGACCAUCGACCCCGGUAGCGAGUUCAUGUUCGAAGAAGGUUCGUUUCGUAGGCGCCCACGCGGUUUCCGUAGAAAGUGCCAAACUCUCAAGCCCAUGUACCGUAUGAUGAACGGGCUCGGCUUCGGCGCCUCCGUGCUGCCGCAGAACUUCGACUUCCAGCCGCCACCGGCGCCGCUCGCGUGCCACGCCGGCGGCUACAACCUGGACGCCAUGGCAAGCGGCGCUUAUGACGGACUCGGCGCCGCGGCUCAUCACGUACCGAGUGCGAGCUCUGCGUACAUGUCCCCUGCGUGCCAGGUCACCUCGAGCGGCGGCGACUACGCGCACGACAACAACGGCAACAGCACCGGAAGCGGCAGCAGUCCGCUUCAUUCACCGCCGGCCAUGAGUGGACCUCUGGAGUGUCCUUCACCGUAUACCACCGCCGCCACCGCGCACUGGCCUACAUCCGCCGUGUCGCCCUACAUCAAGCAGUCUCCUCUGGCUGCAGGCAGCCCGACAUCAUCCUCAUCCUCCGGUUUACACUCGGGUGUGGCACCAUACGCCCUCGAACAGAGCUACCUGCACCACGGAGCCAGAGACGCAGCAGAUAUCUCAGUGGGAAUCCCUCGGUAUCAGUCUCACUCUUCUCCAGUGUGCGACAGGAAAGACUUUGUGUUGAACUUUAAUGGCAUCGCAUCUUUUCACCCGAGUGCUGGAGGAUCUUACUACCAUCAUCACCACCACCAUCAUCAUCAUCAACUACACCACCAAGGAAUCUGUCAAGACAUCAAGCCGUGUGUAAUGUAGACCAAAAACAGGACAGAGACACACAGACACACCAGAGACGGAAAAAAGUGGAGCCUAAUAUGUAUGUAUAUGUAUGUAUAUGUAUAUGUAUAUGUAUAUAGGCUAUAGGUCCUGUUUCCAAAGUCCCGGAAAUAGUGUUGAAGAUGCAAAGAUUCUGAAUGGACUUAUGAAAUGUAAAUUAUGAAGAGUGGGAAGGAAACAAUAAUAGGCCCGUUUAGGAUUUACAUAAACCUAUACAGUGUUGACUUUACACACACACACACACACACACACACACACACACACACACACCAAAGAUACUGGCGGAAAUGCUGCUCACUCGUAAGAACUAAGGAACCCUGA